GUGCAGCAACUCCACCCAUUCCAACCUUCCCCCCCGCUUCUCCAGCUCCGUCACGAGCUGGAGAAGUAUCCCAACGUGGAGGAGACUGUCUGGACUCAGGAUGAGCCCCUCAACGCCGGUGCUUGGGCUUUUGUCCAACCCGGCAUGGAGACAAUCCUCAGACAGUCUUCAAAACACUCGGACAAGCAAAUC
Molecule: messenger RNA, 192 nt
Organism: Tricharina praecox
Lineage: Eukaryota; Fungi; Ascomycota; Pezizomycetes; Pezizales; Pyronemataceae
Exons: 1
Source: RefSeq, a predicted model, not a curated record